Messenger RNA from Sporothrix schenckii 1099-18, 336 nucleotides. RefSeq lists its product as uncharacterized. The transcript is spliced from 2 exons. The coding region runs from base 1 to 336 and encodes 111 amino acids. Lineage: Eukaryota; Fungi; Ascomycota; Sordariomycetes; Ophiostomatales; Ophiostomataceae. The record is from RefSeq and is a predicted model, not a curated record.
AUGGGACACUGGGACACGUGCACGUGGCUGAGCACAAUUUAUCACGUGAAACGUGUCCUCCAAUUGUGGAGACGCGCAAGUGCCCGGGCGACUACGAAGAGGCGCCAACGCACAUCGGCCAAGGCCAAGAAAACGCCCAAGAACACGACGCAAUCGCAUGCCAACGACCCCGUAUCCAGCCAAAGCCGGCAACGACAAGACGACGGGGACGCCGGAGACGACAAAACGCAACAGAUUGACGAAUCUGGACGACCCAAAACAGAUGACGAGACAGCGGUAGUAUCGGGAGCGGCUGACGAACCAUCCACGCGAAGAAUCCAAAACAUCGACCCUUGA